Molecule: messenger RNA, 3273 nt
Organism: Neodiprion fabricii
Lineage: Eukaryota; Metazoa; Arthropoda; Insecta; Hymenoptera; Diprionidae
Exons: 7
Coding region: 1182-2480 (432 amino acids)
Source: RefSeq, a predicted model, not a curated record
GCGAGCGAGCCGCUGGUUCUUCAGCGACAGCGUGUAUCUCGGAUUGCCGGUGUGCGCGUUUUGUGCGCGUCGAGUUCUCGCGUCGGUCGCGGCCAGCUGAAGGCCUCCGGUUCACCAGAGAGAGCUUAAUGCCCGCGUACGCAAGGGUACUCCUCAUCCUUUCCGGCAUCGCAUCGUCUUAUUGUGUGGUCCUUCCUUUCGAAACUUAGGCGCGGGAGCUUGAGACUUUAACGCUCGGAAGGGCGACGCCGCUUAUGUUACGAAAUCGAAUUUGCGCGGGUUUCGUGCGCGCCGUGAAGUAGCCAGUGAUCUCCCCGCCACUGCGGCGCGCGAAUUUUUUUGAAAAUUUGAUUGGUGUUCGUGUCGCACGUGUAUCGUUGUUAUAAACCCUGCAGCGAUGAUUAUCGAUCUAUUUUCCUGUGCAUCGUUCGGUGAUUAGUGCGGUCGGAUGUCCGGCUACAUGUCUGCGUGACCUGAUCAACUGAUUAGUUACUUUCAGCUGUGUGCAACGAGUAUCUUCCGUUACACGCGAUUGGGGAUUUAUGCAGUUCAUGAUUAAGCUCUGCAAUCGUGCAAGUUUAAUAGAUGUGUUUAAAACUCUUGAGUGCAAAGAUAAUCGGGAGCCGUAACCUGCAUGGUGGCUUAUUGUGGAGUUAUCGUAAUUUGAACUGACAAACUGUGAAACAAUGGUACACUCUUUUAAAAGGUCGAUGAUAAUUGCAGACUGCCGGAUGUGGCGUUUUGACGAAAAGUGUGUGGAAAGUGCAGUUUAACGAAGUUCGUUCAUAAAAUAGUAACAAUAAUGGUAGUGAAACAAGUAUUUCUGCAGAUUGAUAUCUAGUUGAAAAGCUGCGUGUAAAUUAUUAUUGUGAUUCUGUGUUUGUCACUAGAAGUCUUUUCGUUUUUCUCGAUCUGUGACGGAGUUCAAGUUUCAUUGAUCGUCAAACAUUAAACUAUGUAACGCAAUGCAAGCAGGUGAAGGCCGUUAUGUCGCCGAAAUUACCUGCCUGAAAGUACCGCAUGUAACGCAUAUCUGUUAACGGAUGUAGAUAAGAAGUGUGGAAACGCAUAUCCAUCGCACAUGCUCCCUGCUCGUAAUUGUUUUACGGCGAGAGAUCCCUGGCUAAGGAUUACCAGCUUAUACGUCAGGGAAAACGCCGCCGUCGCGAAGGAAGCGCGACAUGGACGACGUUGCAGUUGCCGGUAGCAGUUCCAGUGCGAACGCCGUCAGCCAAGGCACCAGCGAGAUGGAUUGGUGGUCCGGGGUAGCGGAAGAGGAACUACUCUACUACACGGGUGCAGCAAACGACAUGGACUCUCUCUGGGCGGCUAUUGGCACCUUCGUACCACCGCCCCCUCGGCCACCGUACCUUCCCGACGAAGGGAUAAGCACCGACGGCCUCACUACCUGCGAUCUUUGCUCUUGGGCAUGGAGGCACGACAGGCACGCUUUCUCCUUGGACGGCACCCUGGAAGCGCCAGGCGAGCUAGGAUGGGUCCUUACACUGGUAAUCGUCUCGUUGAUAUCAGCAGGUAUCGGUGCUGUGGUGAUGGUAACACUCCUGCACUGUCGAAGAAUGAAGAGUGCAACAGGCAGAGGAAGCUGCUGUGGUACCAGCGUCGAAGAUCCUUCUGCUCAAGAAUCUGGUCCACCCGGGGGUGGUGGAGGCGUUGGAGGAGCCGGAGGGGGUCCGGGGAGUGGUGGAGUUGCUGUUAUUCCUGACCGGCCGCCCCUUGAGCUGGACAAGUUGCCACCUUAUCACGACGUCACUCCUAGUCCUGGGCACAACGUGUGGUCCUGGCUGGGUUCGAGGCGAGGCGGCGGUGCCCCGGGUGGCGUCGCGACGCCACUGUCCCUGCCUCAGCACAGGCGCGCGAUGAAUCUGCCGGUGGAAAACCAUUACACGCACAUGCAGAUGGACGAGGCUCUCUAUGCCGAAUUGGACUCCCAAGCGGCGAGCUACGCGAGCGAUCUUCAGCUCCAGAUGCGAGGUAGCUCCACCUACGGGACUACCUCCGCCGGCCACGACGACGAGUAUCACGAACUCGAUGCCGCGAGGCUACACCGACACUACGGAGCUAGUGGAGACGGGAGUGACAGAUCGCCUCGGAGAGACGGACACAGAACGAGACACAGUCAGAGGUUACAGGAGCCAGACUACGAGAUGUACGAAAAUGGCCCCGCGACGCCGAGGUCGCCGAGUCGGAUGCAGCACCAGAGUGCCAGGGCGGCUGAUCAUCCGUCGUACCAGAACACCGCCUACACCGGAAGUGACGCUGAACCCGACGGACCGACGCUCAGCAGCGCGCCAAGCAGCGCCUAUUAUAGCGAUCUUAGCUCAAAUUCGGCGAACCAAAAUAUUCCCGCCGUCGCAACGACGACAAAUAUUCAUAUCGGUCAGCAGCAGGGGCUCGAACCUGCCCCGACGUACAGACUGGCUGCCAUCAACGAGACGACAGUGCCAUCCGACUACAUAUAGAGAAAGAGUGAAAACUUUCUCACGCGAGGCUGCGAAGACUCAACGCGAAACGAACGGAUAGAUGAAUUCGGGGUUCGUACGCACAGGGAAAACUCAGGGAAUUUCGAAAAUGAACUCGUUCUUACGCAAAGUACCGACGAUCUUUAAAAAAAAACUAACUGCACUUAAAAUUUUCCUUCAUCGCACCGCUUCAUACGUCGUAUGUAUGUUACCUACUUAAUACCAAACCUUCUUUGGUUUUUUUUUCUUACGGGAAAUUGCACGCUGUCGUUUGUUAAUUGCUGGUCAGACAGUAAGUUAGUUACUAGGUGAUAUUGAAGGUAUUGGUAUUAAUGUGUUAAAAAAAUUGUCAAUAAUCUGCGGCAUGAUUCAUGAAAGGUUACUGGAAAAAUUCUAUUUUCACUCUGGAAUACCUGGCAAAGUCCGCGGAUUUCAGAUUCAAAAAAGCGUACGGACCCUGAUGAUCUACGGAACGAACUGCGUUUCCUUCAGCAAUCUUCAAACAAAUUUUAGAUCCCUUUUACAAAUUGUGUGAUGAUGUUAUCACCUGAUAUACGUAGGAUUCACUGCUGAUAAUCGGACUUCAAUGUGGUUGUAUCCAUAUACAAGUACAGUAGCACACAACAAUAUUUUGACAAAGAUAGUAAUUGAGUAGGUUACAUACAAAUGUAAAAUAGAAAAAUGAAUAAUUAUUUUAUCGACAGAAAUUCGAUGUUCUAUGUAAUUGUAAAGAAUUAAGUCUCGUUCGCUAGAAAGUAAAGUUAAAAUGAAGAUAAACGAUGAUGGAUCAAAA